Haliaeetus leucocephalus (bald eagle) is the source of this 1793-nucleotide messenger RNA. RefSeq names its product beta-1,4-galactosyltransferase 3-like. The record is from RefSeq and is a predicted model, not a curated record. The transcript has 6 exons. NCBI's taxonomy places the organism in Eukaryota, Metazoa, Chordata, Aves, Accipitriformes, Accipitridae. Bases 389 to 1423 code for a protein of 344 amino acids. Gene Ontology annotation, molecular function: glycosyltransferase activity. Gene Ontology annotation, biological process: carbohydrate metabolic process.
CCGCCUGCCGCUCGGCCGCCAGUCGGUGGGUUCUCUCAGCGGGCGCGUUUCCCGCCGGCGCCUCGGCCUCAGGGAGCCUGUCCGGCGGGGGUAGGCGUCAGGGUGUGCCGCCGCCGUGGUUCUUCUGCCUUGAGGUGGCCUUGAGGGGCUGCUUCUACGCCCGCAGCCCGCCGUGAGGAGGCGGUAGCGGGAAGGGGUGGGUUGGCGCCGAGCCGCCUGACGAAGCCGUGCUGGAAGAGCGGGCUGCCGCCUCGGAGAGUGUGAGGAGGAGGAGGAGGUGGAGGUGGUCUGGUGUGCCCAGCGAUGUAGCCCUGAACGUAGAACGGCAGCUUGUGGAAGGCGGUUAAAACUCCUCAGCGGUCUGGUUCCAGAGCAUGGGCUAAAAGCUAUGUCCCUCUCUCGUGUCGAAAAUCCUUGCUUUCUGCUGUUUCUGUUUGUCUUCCAAGCCAUAUUUAUCCUGAUACUCUACCGAGGUGGGCCUUCGAAUGUGUUUCGGGGGUUUUUAGACUCGCAUCAGGUUCUGGAUUACUCCAAAACUCAUGACGUGUAUACAAACCUCAGCUUGUUCACCCAAGCUCCCGAUGAAGAAGCUAUGCCGUACUGCUCGGCGCAGUCACCGAUAUUUGUUGGUCCAUUAACCAUCACCUUCAGGGUACUCCCUAGUGAAAGAAUGAUCAUCAAAAAAAAUCCUUUUGUUCAGUCAGGUGGCCGCUACAGGCCACCUCACUGCUUGGCCCGCUACAAAUCAGCCAUCCUUGUAGCAUACAAGAACCAGGAGAAGUACCUUCACCAUCUUCUCUACUAUAUUCAUCCUUUCUUGCAGCGCCAGCAGCUCAGUUACAGUAUCUACUUGAUUCAGCAGGUGGGGAAUGGUACAUUUAACCGAGCAAAGCUGCUUAAUGUUGGUGUCCGGGAAGCCCUGAAGGAUGAAGACUGGGACUGCCUUCUUCUGCACGAUGUCAACCUAGUACCUGAGAAUGAUUAUAAUCUCUAUGUUUGUGAUGAAUACUAUCCCAAGCAUAUGGCUAGUGCCAUGGAUAAGUUUCAGUACACUCUGCCAUAUAAGUCCUUUUUCGGGGGUGUAUCUGCUCUGACUCCAGAACAUUACAUGAAGAUGAAUGGGUUUCCAAACACAUACUGGGGCAGUGGUGGUGAAAAUGACGACAUUGCUACAAGGAUUCAGCUAGCAGGAAUGAAAAUAGUCCGGACAUCACCUCACCUUGGACGCUACAAAGUGAUGGACUACAAUGAAGAGACAGAGACUCACGAGCCUUGGAGAAGGCCUACUUCUCGACACAACACCAGAAAAACAUGGAAAGAUGAUGGAAUGAAUUCAUUGGAGUUCAAGCUCCUUUCCAGGACAAAGCAUCCUCUUUAUACCAACAUCACUGUGGACAUUGGAUACGUUCCCCCAUUUUCUUAAGAGAAUGAAAACAAAACCAGAGUUUGGGCUCAGCGUGGCAGCAUGGGUAUGGGCAUUCAGCCUCUACCUCCUGUUGUGGUGUGGAGUCUGCACCACCUGAGACUAAUCCUAUUGUCUUUCAUGAAUUUCACUUUUCUUCUCGCUGUUUUAGAAGAAAAGGCCUUGAGAAUAAGGUACGAUAGCAAAUAAACAGGCUGUGGCUUACUGUAAAAAUUGUCAAAGCACUGGAAAACUAACUACUGAGCCAGACCCACCUCCCAGCCUUUGGGCCUUGGGGAUCAAGGUCUCCUUGACAGUAAGCUGACCUAAGUUUUCUGGAACUGUUGUUCCAUAGCUGGAUAGCUCUGUGCUGCUUUGUACUGAAGUGUUA